AUGGACACCUGCUCAGUCCUGGGAGCCUUGCUGAGGUUACCCCUGCCUCCACCACGGGCUCGCACCCAGCUGUGGUGUCUUCCUGUGGGGUUUUAUGUGGAUGUUUGGCUGGCUGACUGCGUCUUCGGCCCAGACCAAGCCGUAAUUCCAGAAACGGAAUGGAAAAGCCGGGCCCUGCUGACGGUGGACAUAGUUAACCCUGGGAACUUGGUCGAAAUCACCAUCCUUGGACAGCCCCGUGUACAAAACCAAGUGAAGCGCGUGCUCCUGAGCCUCUCGUCCUGGCCCCCGGAACAUCGUGCCCGAGUUGUGAUGAUGGAACAACUUGAGGAGUCCUUGAAGGCCUGUGCACCCUGUCCCCAGACUCCCCAGUGUCCUGUUGCUUAA
Equus quagga is the source of this 387-nucleotide messenger RNA. RefSeq names its product oocyte-expressed protein homolog. Gene Ontology annotation, molecular function: RNA binding. Lineage: Eukaryota; Metazoa; Chordata; Mammalia; Perissodactyla; Equidae. Bases 1 to 387 code for a protein of 128 amino acids. Gene Ontology annotation, biological process: establishment or maintenance of apical/basal cell polarity; embryonic pattern specification. Gene Ontology annotation, cellular component: apical cortex; protein-containing complex. The record is from RefSeq and is a predicted model, not a curated record. The transcript has a single exon.